Molecule: messenger RNA, 492 nt
Organism: Capsicum annuum
Lineage: Eukaryota; Viridiplantae; Streptophyta; Magnoliopsida; Solanales; Solanaceae
Exons: 1
Coding region: 1-492 (163 amino acids)
Source: RefSeq, a predicted model, not a curated record
AUGGGGUUUGUUUGCGAGGGUUGCAACUACUUUAUUGGCAAUACAUGCUUCUCUCUUCCAUCCAAGAUUCAACAUAUGUCUCAUCCUCACCACCCUCUCAAGUUAACUUGGUACGCGGACUUUCAAAAUGGGAAUCUCAAAUGCCCUGGUUGUCAAAACUACACAAAUGACAGUUCUGCACGGGCGUACUGUUGCACAGAAUGCAAUUUUUUUAUUGAUCGUUUUUGCGCUAGCGCUCCCAAGAUCUUGACAGUGGAAGAUGUCAGCUACAAGCUCUCUUAUUCAUUCCCAUUCAAACAUGAGAAGGCGGUUAUCAAAUGCAACCGUUGUUCUGACAAAGUUGUGACAAAAGAUAGUAUGUUAUACUAUAACUUGGAGCGCGAUGAGACUCUGCAUGUUUCUUGUGCCCUGAUUAAAGAGUCUGGAAUUGAUAGUGAGACGCGAAGCAAUUUAUCUGUUCAGCGCUUAAACGAACUCAGGAUAGCAGAUUAA